Molecule: messenger RNA, 1215 nt
Organism: Rotaria socialis
Lineage: Eukaryota; Metazoa; Rotifera; Eurotatoria; Philodinida; Philodinidae
Source: the annotation of a GenBank genome assembly
AUGUAUCGAGGAAAAAAAUCAACAAAUGGUGCUAUUUCUAAUCACGGACGAGGUCGAAGUAUUGUAGUAAGUAGACCUGUUACUAGAAAACUGAGUGCAGCAUUGAGUGUUGGCUAUGGAAGUGAUGAAGAUGAUCGAAAUUUUGCAUUGAUUGAACUAACGUUGAAUAGAAAGUUGUUCAUCGUUGGUUAUGAAGAUUUAAUUAAGUCGGACGAACGAGAAAAAAUAAAAAUUGGCACACAAAUUUUAGUGAAACAGAAGGAAGAACCAUUAGUGGAGGGUAUUGUAUUUUGUAUAGGUUCAAAACAGCAAUGUCAGAACGAAUUAGAUUUGGUUCGACGACUACGUGAUAACAAAGAAAAUUUAAAUUCCAAUGGUAAUAUAGGUGCAAGUAUCACUACAGCUUCAUCAACAGUCUCAACUCAAGGAAAUAUUACUAUUGCAAAUCCAGAUAGAAUUAUUUUAGAAACAACAGUUUCUGAUAGUGAUGCGGAUGUUAUUCCUAUUCAAUCCGAUCUUCUGAAUUCGUCAUCUACUAUAUCAUCACGAACAAAACAAAUGUCCUCAUCUGGUCUACAAAUAUCAAAUCAUUCGUUAAAUACGAUUUCAGUUGAAUCUUUGGCACAACCCAGUGUUGAUCCUCGUAUAUUAACUCCAUCAUCAGCAGCAGCACCUAAAGCCAAAGCAGCAUCUAAUCUGCAAAAUUUUCAUACAGAUCCAUUAACAGAUUUGGCUGAUAAAUUGACAGAUAUGGUUAAAGAUCGUGACAAAUGGAAAUCAAAAUUUACUAUAUUGCAGAAACGAUAUGAUGAGCUUGAAAGUGUAUCGAUUUUAAUUCCGACAGAUGAUAACGUGUGCGAAUGGAUAUGUACACUCUAUGAUACCAUCCACCGACAGACAAAUUUAGAAGUUGAUUUCGAUCAAGAGGCAUUGGCGCUUGGUAUACCAUCAGUUGUAUUAAAAAUGUGUGUUCAUCUUUCCAAGCCACCAACAACAACGGCUCGUAAAUUAUUCCAACAAGUAUGCCACCAAGAGCUUGCCGCAUAUAAAUCAUGGUCUGAUAUUCCAUCCAUUAAAAUGGAUGCUAUCCAUUCAUUGGGUGAACGACUAUUUGGCCAUAUUAGAUGGGAUAGGAAAACCAUAAAAACGAGUUUACAAAAUUGGAUACGUACAGAGCGUGCAAUAAUCAAACGAAGUCAGCGAAAUGAUUUUUAA